Messenger RNA from Pollicipes pollicipes, 1726 nucleotides. RefSeq lists its product as uncharacterized. The transcript is spliced from 8 exons. NCBI's taxonomy places the organism in Eukaryota, Metazoa, Arthropoda, Thecostraca, Pollicipedomorpha, Pollicipedidae. The coding region runs from base 84 to 1205 and encodes 373 amino acids. The record is from RefSeq and is a predicted model, not a curated record.
AGUUCGGCUGAGCAGCAUCUCUCUUCUUCCCCCCAGCUUGCUGGUAGUUCCUGCUGACGAGACCAUACAGCUGUCUCGGCGAGAUGUUCUCGACGGCGAUCGUGCUGAUUGUUCUCGGCUGCGCGCUGCGAUCGUCCGCGCAAUUCCCCAGCCCCAGCGAAGCACAAGCUAAAUGCUGCCCCCAUUGGUACAGCGGAAACUUGGCCGCUUUCCACAAGUGCACCUCUAAGUACGGGUUCUGGCCCAUCUGUCCCCGAGAUCCUCUCGCGUUCGGCUGCCGAUACCGGGGACAAUGGUACGCAGUCGGCAGCAUCAUUGAAGCCAACGCCAAGAAGUGCUAUGAAGUCCACUGUGUGCGCAAGGCGCCGUCUUUGUGGCCGUCCGUGCGCAUAAAGCACAUCAGCAAGGAAUGCAACUGCUGCGAGUUCAAGGGGCGGAUAUAUGAGCAUGACCAUAUCAUCCAUCUGAAUGAAUGCGAAAGGAUCCAGUGCAACAACGGAACCUGGGAAAAACUACCGCAAGCGCCUGGAGACACCUGGGCAUGCCCCGCAGGCUCCACGCCCUGGGACGACUUCUGCAUCUACUUCUGGCCCGUCAUCAUGAGCUGGCCCGACGCCCAGAAGAUCUGCCACCUGCUCGGCGGCUCGCUGAUCGUGCCGCAGGGGCCGGACGACAACGAGAUGAUCGCCGACGGGCUACGCGGCGCCGGCGGCUGGCUGGGGGCCAGCAACGGCAAGUGGCCGGACACCAGCGGACGCGCGUGGAAGGUGUCGCCAUGGGCACGCGGACAGCCCACCAACGGCACCGCUGACAAGUGUCUGGGCAUCGCCUCCGGUGACCGAGCGUGGAGCGCGCUGCCCUGCGACGGGGCAGACCACGCCCUGAAGCCGAUCUGCUUCGUGAAGAAGGUCCCCUGCGAUCAGCGCGGAUGCGUGGUGAACGGCGAAAAUUUUGACCACGGAGAUGUCAUCCACCUCUUCGACGACUGUCACCGCAUCAUUUGCGACGACGGAUACCCAGUGCAUGAAGUUCGUCCCGAAUGCUGCUACUUCGAGGGCUGGCAAGGACAAUGGGGCGCCGGUUACUACCCGCCGGGUUUCUUCAACCCAUUCCCGCACAUCCAUUGCUACUGCCACAAAAACGGCCAAGUCAACUGCCUCGACAAACCCAUCCCCGAGGAAGAGCUGACACCGGUGAAGGAGUAGCGGGAAACGGCUCCCCGAUCAGCUGACCCAAGACACGACGAAACUUCGCGCGCAAGCGAACGCUGAUUAUCCUGCAAAUGGAGAUGGCUUGGCGCCGUGGAGAUGUGCAUUUUAACCACAUGUAAUGCUCCCAAGUGCUUGAUCAACGUGUGUUUGAGCUGCUGCUAACAACGGUACAUACCGGGCGCAAAUUACAUAGGCCCUUAACAUUUCUUUUCGGCGCCUUAUGAUAUGAAAGGUAUUUGCUGUCGUUGCUCAACCGAUUGCCAUGCAUAACUGUUUUUCUUGCAGAUUUGUAUGUCAUCGGUCAGUUCCGCUUACUGGUAUAUUGUCUGGAAAUCUGUUGCUGCUUCCUCUCAAAGUCGUCAUGACCUGGGAUCGGUUGAAAACUGCACAUAGAUAGGAAACGUGCACAACACUCGUCUUAUCGAAAUGGUUGAUUUGAAGUACGGCUCCGGCCCGAUGCACAGCAAUGCAGCUUGUUCUCCAUUUCAUCAUGAAAUACAUCAAACUCACCUCCA